GAGACGAUAAAGCUUGUGACUCUAAAGCGCAUGCGUGAAUUGUGCAUGUGUUGAGGUAGCGGGAACCCACUGUUUUGUGUACAUAAAACAAGGUCCUGCUAUUAAUUAUUAACUCGUGAUGUCGUCCGAGGAAGCAGCUGUUCCGAAGCCUGCAACAGAAAAUUUAGAAACAAAGCCUGCUCCUGCUGCUACAGCUACUACCACAGCCUCAUCUGUUACAAAUGUUCCUUCAUCUACAACCCAAAGUAAACCACAAUCACAACCUCAGAAGCCAAAUUACACCUUAAAAUUUACUUUAGCUGGUCACACUAAAGCAGUUUCUUCAGUAAAGUUUAGUCCUAAUGGUGAAUGGUUAGCAAGUUCUUCUGCGGAUAAAUUGUUAAAGAUAUGGGGAGCCUAUGAUGGAAAAUUUGAAAAAACUAUAAGUGGUCAUAAACUGGGUAUAUCAGACGUGGCCUGGUCAACAGAUAGUCGCUUGUUAGUUAGUGCUUCUGAUGACAAAACAUUAAAAAUAUGGGACUUUUCAAUGGGAAAAUGUUUAAAGACAUUGAAAGGUCACAGCAAUUAUGUAUUUUGUUGUAAUUUUAAUCCCCAGUCAAAUUUAAUAGUAUCAGGUUCAUUUGAUGAAAGUGUUCGAAUUUGGGAUGUUAAAACAGGAAAGUGUUUGAAGACGUUACCAGCACAUUCUGAUCCAGUAACAGCUGUUCAUUUUAAUCGUGAUGGUUCUCUUAUAGUAUCUAGUAGUUAUGAUGGUUUAUGUCGUAUCUGGGAUACAGCAUCUGGUCAGUGUUUAAAAACAUUGAUUGAUGAUGAUAAUCCACCUGUUUCCUUUGUAAAGUUUUCUCCAAAUGGAAAAUAUAUAUUAGCAGCCACUUUGGAUAAUACACUCAAACUAUGGGAUUACAGCAAAGGAAAGUGUUUGAAAACAUAUGUUGGACAUAAAAAUGAAAAGUACUGUAUUUUUGCUAAUUUCUCAGUAACUGGUGGAAAGUGGAUUGUAUCAGGAUCAGAAGACAAUGUGGUGUUUAUUUGGAAUCUCCAAACAAAAGAAAUUGUACAGAAAUUACAAGGACACACAGAUGUUGUGUUGUGUUGUGCUUGCCAUCCUACGGAAAAUAUAAUCGCUUCCGCAGCUUUGGAAAAUGAUAAAACUAUUAAAUUAUGGAGAAGUGAUGUGUAAUCAAAUUUUUAUAACAAGACUUGUAAAAAAGAAGAAAAAAAAGCAGAAAUAAUCAUGAAUUGAUCAUUAAAUUCUUAAAAUGAAAAUGAUGAUUGUGUGGCAUCCAGGUGACCUAUUUCUGAUAUUCACUGACCCAGUUGAAUUUUCAGUUAAUUUUAAGGCAUUGCAUGGAAUGUAAUGGCUCAAACUUGUUUUCUUUAAUGGAUUUUUUACUUGAGGGAAAUUCAGUGGAAAAUGUAUCAUCCCUCGAUGUGUUUAUUUUGGUCAAUGUGAGGUUAAAGAUACCAAGCCGAUGUGUAAUGCAAUGUAUUUUAGAAACAAGAGGGAAUCUAUGGAGAAAUGGUCUUAUGAAGAAACCAUUGAUGAUUGUGACUGUAAGGAAUUAAGUACAUCUAUAAGUAAAAGUAGAUUUUGUUUUGGAUCAAAAGUAUAUGUUAACGAUUCUGUGAAGCAGUUUUAUAACUGACUAAUUCUGAAAAUGUCAUAGGUAAUAACUUACUUCUUAUUAACUCUUAUUCUUAUGUAAAACAGAAAUUGAAAUAUAAAGUGUGUGUUCACCAAUUAUAUUGUGUAUCCAAUGACAAAUUUUGCAUUAAAUAUUUUUUGAUUGUUGUAAUUGGUUUAAAAUUGAUUAGAAUUUUGAUAUCCAAUUGAGGUCUUUUUUCUAAUGUUAACUGACAUUGCUGAUACACAGUUCUAAUCUACUGUUAUAAUCGGAAUCUUUAUUUGAGCAUGUUGGGUGGAUAUUAAAUAAAAUCAACCAUUCUAAUAUGCGAAAUCAAAGAGGAGCCCUUUAUAAAUAGUAUGUCUAACUAAAACUUAAAGGGUGCUUAAAUGAUUAUGUUUAAUUAAAUGGCUUUAAUUUAAAAUUAUUAUAAAUUUAAAGCAGAUAUAUACUUUAUUUUAUAUUUCUAAGAAUUAAUGUUUUUAGUGAGUAACCAAUAGAAUGUUGAUUUGAUAAGUUUACUUUUUAUACGCCCACAUUGAAAUGUGGUCGUAUAUUGUCGUCGCCCCUGUCCGUCCGUCUGACGGUCCGGCGUCCACAAUUGCUUGUGGACGCUCUAGAGGCUAAAGUUAAUAUCCAAUUGACUUUAAAUUUAUACACAAUGUUUAAGGUCAUGAGACGAAGAAGCCUAUUGAUUUUCAGCGAUUUCCGAUAAUUACUGCCAGAGUUAUGGGCCUUGAUCGCUUCAAAAAAUCUUGUGGACGCUCUAGAGGUCAGAGUUAAUAUCCGAUUGACUUUAAAUUUAUACACGGUGUUUACGGUCAUGAGAUGAAGAAGCCUAUUGAUUUUCAGCGAUUUCCAAUAAUUACUUCCAGAGUUAUGGCCCUUGAUCGCUUCAAAAAAUCUUGUGGCCGCUCUAGAGGUCAGAGUUAAUAUCCGAUUGACUUUAAAUUUAUACACAGUGUUUAAGGUCAUGAGAUGAAGAAGCCUAUUGAUUUUCAGCGAUUUCCGAUAAUUACUUCCAGAGUUAUGGCCCUUGAUCACUUCAAAAAAUCUUAUGGACACUCUAGAGGUCAAAGUUAAUAUCCGAUUGAUUUUAAAUUUAUACACAGUGUUUAAGGUCAUGAGAUGAAGAAUGCUAUUGAUUUUCAGCAAUUUCCGAUAAUUACUGCCAGAGUUAUGGCCCUUGAUCACUUUGAAAAAUCUUGUUUACGCUCUAGAGGCUAUUAAUAUCCGAUUGAGUUUAAAUUUAUACACAGUGUUUAAGGUCAUGAGACGAAGAAGUUUAUUUCAUUUUCAGAGAUUUUUGAUAAUUACUGCCAGAGUUAUGGCCCUUGAUCACUUCAAAAAAUCUUGUAAAUGCUCUAGAGGCUAAAGUUAAUAUCCAGUUGACUUUAAAUUGAUACAGAGUGUUUGAGGUCAUGAGACGAAGAAUCAUAUUGAUUUACAACGAUUUCUGAUAAUUACUGCCAAAGUUAUGGCCCUUGAUCAUUUUUAAAAACCUUGUGACCCUCUAGAAGCUAAAGUUAUCAUCCGAUUGACUUCAGAUUCAUACACAGAGUGUAAGGUCUUGAGACAAACCAGUAUGCUGAUUUUCAAUGAAUUCUUAGGACUUGAACAGCUAAAUCCAUGAUGUUAAAAGUUUCCUAUACUAAACGUUAGCAUGGGGCAAAACUUUAUAAAAACCAAAUAAAUUCUAUUGGUUUUCUGAUAAUUACUUAAUGAGUUGUUACUCUUAAUCAGAUUUUAAUGUAUUAUAAAUGUUUCAUUACCGAAAAAAGUAAAAAUAUGUGACAACUCUUGUUGACUGCCCGGACGAGUUAGCUGCUGUGGGCGUAUGUUUCGUUGCCUGGCAACCUAUCUUCCUUCAAUUUAAAAACAAACAAUUGUCAAUUUUUACACUUUAAAAGGAACACUUAAAGAUGCAUUAUGUAAGAUAAUUAAAUUUUUAAAUAAUAAUCGUGUUUAAAUCCGAUGAAAAUCAAAAGCAUUCGAUGUUCUCGAGUGUUGUCUAAUGAAUGCUUUAUAUAACAUUUGAGGCCAAAUGAAAUAUCUGCAUUAGGCAGAUUUAGUUCUUACAUAAUACAUCUUUAAAUGAUCCUAUCACAGUAAUAUUUUAAAGUAGCUAAGUCUCUAACUCAAUAUCAUCCAAAGUCUUCGAUAUUGAAAAAACGAAUUAUUUGUCAAUUUAAAUCAACAUUGAUGUUGUAAUCUUACGGGGAAAAGAUGAGCUUCUGAUAUCCAAUAUUUAAGACAAAAUAAACAUUUUACCAUUGGUACACGAAUCAUGUACCAUAGUGCAUUUCAGCACCAUUUGUAACAAGGGGCCUGAAGAACGAAUCUAGACAUUAUUCCACAUGUCAUGUCAAACGGUGACAUCAUAUUCUUAUCUGGAGAGAAUGCAUCAUAAAUAAUAUUGAUGUAGACUGGAAUAACCAGACGCUAAAGAUUGCCAUUCAAUUGAGACUUCUGGCUUAUUUCGCCGGACAUAAUUGAUUUGAGAUUAGAGUAAAAACGGAAAUGAUGGAAUGUAAAUCAGUUUAUAUACAUUCAUAUUACAUUAUUAUAUGCAUUGCGAUACAUUGGUGUCAAUUUCUAGGUCCUAAAUAUUAGCGAUUUAGCUCCUUUAAUGAGUUUACAAAUAUUGGAUUCUGACAGGUUAUUUGUAAUUUGUAUAAAUUAUGCCUGAUCAGUUCAGUAGAUAACCUUUACAUCAUUUCUAAGAAUAGACUACUGUACUCAAAUUGUGAGCAAAAUGAGUGUCACUAGUAUUGGGUAUAGUAAGAGCCAUGUCAACUGCAGAUAUAGGAAAUGUCUUUUUUAUUGUUUGAUAAUUUAUGCCAGAGCCAUAAAAUUAUAACACAAACAUUUGUUACUGAAUACUUAUAUCACUAUAUAUUAUACAUGUUUCAUAUCAGCAUGGAUCAUUGUACAUACCUCAUCUAAAAUAAAUAAAAAAAUCUUUAUACAAACAGAAACUGGGUUUUUUUAUGUGCAGU
This is a messenger RNA of Patella vulgata (common limpet), 4624 nucleotides long. Its product is annotated as WD repeat-containing protein 5. Gene Ontology annotation, molecular function: histone binding. The transcript has 14 exons. Gene Ontology annotation, cellular component: Set1C/COMPASS complex. The record is from RefSeq and is a predicted model, not a curated record. The coding region runs from base 119 to 1180 and encodes 353 amino acids. Lineage: Eukaryota; Metazoa; Mollusca; Gastropoda; Patellidae.